Plasmodium coatneyi is the source of this 747-nucleotide messenger RNA. RefSeq lists its product as uncharacterized. NCBI's taxonomy places the organism in Eukaryota, Apicomplexa, Aconoidasida, Haemosporida, Plasmodiidae. The record is from RefSeq and is a predicted model, not a curated record. Bases 1 to 747 code for a protein of 248 amino acids. The transcript has 2 exons.
AUGGAAGAACCAAUAAAGAUCCUGUAUCUUCACAUUUACGAAGAUACUAAAACGAAAAAAAUUAGAAAACUAUUGGAAGAGAAUUACGGGAAGGAUAACGUAAUUUCUUCUAAGGACAAGUCAAGAGUUGUGGACAUUAUAAUCCUAGUCGUCAUAUACUUAUUGUGCUUGUGUUGUAUUUUCCUCAUAUUUCAUUUACUUUUUACAAACAUCCCACAUAUCUACAUGCUAAUUAUGCCAUGCUUUUUCGUUACAAUGGGUAUUUUUUUUAUUGCCUCGACGAUUAUUUACGAGAUUUUGUAUCGCCGUUGUUUGGGGAAGGCCAACAAGCUGUUCGAUACGCUGAAGCCGAAUGUCAUUGUGGGGUAUCAGUUCGGGUGCAUUUUGGCCAUGCACCUGUCUGGCGCACGCAUUCCGAUGGUGUUAGUAUCCCCCGUGCAAGAAAACAUCUUUUCCUCGAAGAUAAGGAAGACUAUAAACAUAGGCGACUACCCAUACAUCAUAUUUGUCCACUCCACGAAGGAUACUAAACGGAACCUAAGCAAGACUUUAGAACUUGUAGAGUCGAUCAAUAGGCAAAACUGCCGAGUCGAGAUAGUAGAGGAAGGACACAACUUGGAGUUGAUGAGCGCAUCCGACUACAAGAACUGGGUGGACGAGGUGUACGCGCAAGGGCAGGAGGUUGGCAAAAACGCGGCCCCCAGCAGCACCACGGUUGAGGAGUCUAUGUUUAAAAGUGAAGAGUAG